Messenger RNA from Arabis nemorensis, 354 nucleotides. The record is from the annotation of a GenBank genome assembly. NCBI's taxonomy places the organism in Eukaryota, Viridiplantae, Streptophyta, Magnoliopsida, Brassicales, Brassicaceae.
AUGGCUCUGUUCCGACUUUCGGCCUCCGCCCCACCCUCUCGAGCUUGCGAGAUUACGGAGUGCUCAAAGGCAAGGCCACCUUCCCCCCCUGAGCCGCCGGACCCGCCAGACCAAGCCCCUGCACCGUUGUGCGCGCUCAGCCCUUCCGUCCUCCACCACCGUCUGGCGCCGGUAUCACUCCUAGACCAGAUCGGCACUGGAUCUAGGUGGUGCUCUCGUCGCGUUAAUGGCGAUGGUCUCGCCCCCCACGGGAUCUCCCUCCAAUCCCUCCACCGUGAGGAGAUCCCGCGCCGCCGCUUACACACCGGCAAAGCCUCUCUCUGUAGAGAUCCGCAUCCCUCUCCGCCGUGGUGA